Molecule: messenger RNA, 405 nt
Organism: Rosa chinensis
Lineage: Eukaryota; Viridiplantae; Streptophyta; Magnoliopsida; Rosales; Rosaceae
Product: proteasome subunit alpha type-7-A-like
Exons: 4
Coding region: 1-405 (134 amino acids)
Biological process (GO): ubiquitin-dependent protein catabolic process
Cellular component (GO): proteasome core complex, alpha-subunit complex; nucleus
Source: RefSeq, a predicted model, not a curated record
AUGGCGAGGUACGAUAGGGCCAUUACAGUUUUUUCUCCCGACAACCAGCUCUUCCAGGUCGAGUAUGCCCUCGAAGCCGUGAGAAAGGGUAACGCCGCCGUCGGCCUCCGUGGUACCGACACCAUCGUUCUCGGUGUCAAGAAGAAGUCCACUGCCAAGCUUCAGGACUCCAGGAUUUUGAUUGGGUUUGCACAUAUUGGGAUUCAGGUUCAGGGGUCUCUUCUAAGGUGUCCACUUACUGAUCAAACUCUCAAUGAGAAUUUAAGGUAUGUUUGUUCUCAUAGGAUGGGGCUUAUAUCAGAUGAACUCUAUGAGAAAUAUGAUGUUGACAUAGCAGCAAAGGCAAAUGUCCUUGGCAUCCAAGUUGGGUGUGGAUUCAGGCCUAAGAUUCUAUGUAGGAGAUGA